AAGCAACACAGAAACACUAGAAAAAUGUUUUAUUCGUAUAAUUCUAAAAUAUUCAUCCUACAACUGUUACGUUUUUGGCGAUUUAUAAUUUAAAAAAAAAUUCUUGGCUCUUUUUCAGUUGAGUAAAUAAUAUACAAUUGUAUUUUUUCCAAAUCAUUAUGUUUUAUUUUCGUUGAAAAUUUUGGUGUAGUAGGAACUAUAUUGAUAAUAACAUGUUAGAGUCACUGCGCCCGAAAAUCUUUUUUUGUUUUUUUUUAUUCCGGGAUCAAUCAUCCCGAGAAUAUUAUUUAAUUAGGAAUUCGAAGGUCGAACGAGCAUUGUGCGCGGUUAUCAAUCAUCGCAGUGACCACGGCGGUGGUAACCCAGACCAGGGCAAUCGGCCGGACAUCACACGCCGUCUUCGUCCACUCAGUAGACCCGAGACGCGCUGGUCGGACACGCGUGUUGACCGGUCCUGUAUAAUAUGAUGGCGGAACUUCGUUUGCCGUCCGGAGCUGCGGCCGUCCUCGUGGCCGGACUGUUGUCGUUGAUAUUUUGUUCGCUGCCGUCGUCAGCGGUCGGCGUUCUGAGCACAGUGAGUACGCAGUAUACACCCUACAUAAUUAUUAGGGAAAAUGUUUACAUGCCCUAAAAACCUUAAAAUAUCUAUGUACAGAUAGACACUAAAAAUACCAAAAUAAGCAAAAUAAUAUUUUGUUUCUACAGAAUCGUUGGGUCAUGAAAGGCAUUUUGAUACAAACUAGCUAUUUACUUGAUCGAUCAAUACAAAUAUACUAAAGCGUAUAAAUAUCUGUUUUCAUAAUAAUUAUAAUAUAUACCUAUGCAUAACACGAACCAUAAAUUUCUGAUUUAAACGACCGACCAAUAGGUUAGCCUAUCCACUAACCUAUCAUCCACAAGCCUCUGCCUUGUCGCCUCACACAUAGAGGUAUGCGCACAAGAAGAAGAAUACAACACAAUAAUAAAACUAUAAGGUACAUACAUCAUCGAAGAUUGCCCCAGAACACGUUUUGAAAAUUAGCUAAACAAAUUGUAUGUAGCAGAAUUGAACAGUUUCAAAAAGUCGAACGGAUUAAAAAUACUAACAGUUAAUACGGGGUAGAAUGUCUUGAUAUCAAGGCAUUCUAAUACGGGUUGUGUAAUUGUUAUUGUGUUAUCUAUACAUAUAUUUACUAUCUAUUAUUUAUAAACUUAUUUAUCUAAUCUACAGAUUGAACUAUUCAGUUUAUUUUAUGAUAAUUGUUUUGUUUUUUUUACUAUUUACCAAUGUACAUUUAUAAUUAAGAUAUUAUACUUAAUUUUGUUUUUGCUGAUUUAAUAAUAAAGCCAUAUGCUAGUAGUAGUAACACAAUAAUAAUAUGCACGGAUUUACGGGUUGAAAAUAUACAAAUGGAUUAAAUGGCAACAAUAAAAAUAAAUUCAUUGUUUCGGAUUUGACUCGAAUUAUACGUGAAUUUCGUAUUAUAAUACGAAAAUUGAAUUUUAGAUUCUGAAUAUUGGUUUCUCUUAAAGUACUUAUUAAUUAAUAUUAUUAUAUGAUGUUUUUUUUUUCACUUCCCAAACGAUUUCGACCGGAAAACUUGCUCCGAUCAUCAUACAUUUUAGAAACUAGGGAAUUCCUAGUAGCAAUUUUUAUUUAGUCAGUUUAUUUGGGAGGUAAUUUAUCGAAAUUCUCAAUACUUUUUUUAAUAGAUUAUAGGAAAAACUAACAACACAAUAUAAGUUAAAAAGUAUAUAAACUAUAUAAAAGUUGGAUUUUGAAAAUUUAAAUUUCAUUUCCAUACAGGGAAUUAUUGUUUAAUUUUUAUUGUUUUUAUUUCUGGAUUUACCUUCCUUGUAAAGCAAACUUACGGAUAACCUGCAGUUAAACUAAUUCAUUUUUUUGUUUACAACGAUUCAUCGUUGCUUUCCAUGUAUUUACUUAUCAAAACUAAAUUACAAAUACUAAUUCAAAUUAGAUUCUAUCCCUUAAACAACUUUCCAUCUACAAAAGAUACCUAUCCAAAGUGUGAUAUAUUUCUGGCUCUUUUUUUUUUCUAAAAAUCUAAAACACUAUAGUUUUAUUUUCUUAUUUUGAUUUGGAAACCGUACCACGUAAAGAUAAAUUACGAUAACUCUGUAAAACGUGUAAAAAAUACCAUUGCUUAAAACUGUACGAGUACACUAUGUCUACCGAAAAAAAAAAAUGAAGCGUAUAUAAGUACGUUUAAUCGACAUCUAUCUAAUAGCCGGUGAUACAUUAGGUACAUAUUGUACGUCUCGGAGGAAUUUUGUGUACACGCUGAACUCGUCUAAAAAAAUAAUCAAAAGCUCGUAUUACAUUUUCUUUAAUUAAUAAUAGACGUUUUGAAAAAUCUCAAAAAGGACACGAGUUGUCGUAGAUGUUUACAUAUAAAAUGCUGAUACCAAUGAUGAGUGUGUAUGUUUUAACGUAGUUGGAUGAUUUAACAGGAGAAUAUAUAUAGAAUGAUACAGUGUAUUGCCUAGUUAUAAAUUCCCCUUUGUUACCAAAAUAACCCAGGGAUUAAAAACAUUUUAUAAACAAUUACCAGUGUUUCCCAUUAAUUAGGCAAACAAUAAGUAAAACUACAAAAAAAAUGACCUCUUCGAUGCACCAAUUAGAUCAGAAAUACUACAAGAAAGUUUGUAUCAAGUUUUUAAUUGGAGCAAGAUUUUUGAUAAAAAAGUUAUUGACGGAAAUAAAAAACCAAUCAUAGUAACACACCGAUACAUUUCCUUACUUCGCUUAGAAUCUAAUACUGCCACUAUGAUCAUAGAUUGAAAUUUAAUAAUUGUAUGUUUAAUCUAUAUACUAUUACUAAAUUCCAUCUCCACAAGCUCUUUUUUUUAAAAUUAACGAUUUCCUGAUUACGCGUUUAUAGAAUAACGAAUUAAUUUCAGCCUAGUCAAUUUAUAAUUUACAACUGCAUACAUAAUAAAAAUAAUAAUUAUAGCAGAGUUUUUAUUUGCCACGGUAAAUAAUUACUAUAGUACCGUCAAUUUCUUUUCAAGGGUCAACUAAUUAAUAAUCACGGUCAUCCGGCGUACGGUAAGCACACCGUAUUCACCGAAGAUGGUUACCUGAUCAACUUGUUUCACAUUGAAGGUAACGACGGCCCACCGUUUUUGUUGCUUCACGCGUUCAUGGGAGCGUCCGACCAAUGGUUUCUGAGAGACGAAAAUCACGAUUUACGUAAGUAUAUGUAUAUUAUAAUAUAGAGGUAAUUAUUGUGUAUAUUACAGGGGCUAUACUAAAUAGUGAUUGGGACAAUAAUGGUUAUUUGUGAAUCCAAAAUUCUGUUUCACAAAUUCAAGAAUUAAUAAUUUAAACGAUUUAAGGUGGCAUUUUGUUUACAAAAGUAUAUCGAGGAAGGAGGUGGUUUAACAAUAAAUAAUAUUUCUAUAGAGGGGGUGGAGACAUACAAAAUCUAGACACGCCACUGGUCAUAUUUCACAUCCUCACAUCACUAUAAUAUUAUAGUUCACAAUAUCUAUUAUACUGGGACAAUCUGUUCAUCAGGAUUAGGAAUAAGCGAUUUUCUGGGAGGAAUUUAACUUUCGAUUUUUUUUCAGUCAUUAUGGAAUCGCUUAAGCUUUAUUCAAGCACUAUUUUCAAUUAUUCAACUCCUUUCUUCUUAUACCUUAAAUGAGUAUAUAAAUAAUUUGUAUUGACAAAUAGUACGUCGAAACUUAAAUAGCACUUUAAACACUGUAGAUUCGGUUUGAGAAUAUUUUUAAAAAAAAUCUUAGAAUACACAAUAUUACACUAAUAUCAGAUUAACCGUUUAUGGGUUAUAACAGUUUAGACCGGUGAAGUGGGACGGGGGAAAGUAUAGAAGGACGAAUCCUCCUACCUAACCCAACCUAGUCUAAAUGUUUAAUAAUUUUAAAUUUGUCGAAAAUUGUUUUGUUAAAUCAAAUAUUGAACUGAAAAAUAUUUUUUCAUUGAUAAUAAAGAGUUAAUUUGUAUUUAUAUUCUAAUUAAUUGUAAUGUUUUUAUUUUGUUUUUUUGUUUUUAUAUAUAUUACAUUGUAUGUUCGGAGACCCCCCCUCCUUUCACCACAAGCUUGUUUAAAUAGAGGGUUCAUCAACUGAUACAUUAUAUCGUACUCAUGUUUACAUUUUGUUAUCUUUUUUAGUUGAAAUAAAUAAAUAAAUGAAAUGUAGUCAUAUUUUUAGAUUCUGAUUAGAACAAAGCUUAUAGUUAGGUUUUUUUUGUUCUGUAGACAACUUUUCUGCCAGGAAAAUCUAUGUGGGGAGUUACUUUGAAGAGGUCAUUUUUCGAUUUUCUCGAGAACUUUCUCAACAAAUGUGAAAAACCGAAAAAAAAAACGGAGGAAAAGCGGGAAAAUGUAAGAAAUGUAGGUAUUAACUAAAAAUAUUAUGGCCUUAAUUUUCCUGUGGACAUCUUUCCUACCAGCAAUUUUGCUCCAACUAAUAAUGCUAGCAAUUUUUCUAAAAAUAAAUCUCACCGGGGAGGCACUUUAGAGAGGUCGUUUUUCGAUUUUUCAAGAGUUUUCUUAACAAAUGUGAAAAACCGAAUAAAAACAUAGGAUAAACGGGAUCCAUUUUAAUUUUGGAAUUAGAAUAAUUGGAAUUAUACCAUAAUAUGACAUAUAUAUUGUUAAAAAAGCAGCAUUAUCAACUGAACUCCGCUCAGAAUCGUAUUUUCGAUAGCAAUGGUUUAUUGUUGCUUACAGGUGUACAUUAAAUUGCUUAUAUUAGUAGCUGCACCCGACCCCAUUAUCCUAGGACGUCUUUUUCUCAAUAGUUUUAAUUUUUAUGGAAUUCGGAAAUAUUACGGCUUUUCAAAUCAUGUAUAAACAUGUUUAAGCAUCGUUUUUCGUUAUCAUUGAUUUAUCGUUGCUUACAGAUAAAAUUAAAUAACUUUAUGUAUCGUACCUCACUAUCACCCCACCUAAAAUAGUAGCGCACCCAUCAGAAGUAUCAGCUCAUUUUGUUAAUUUAUAUUAUACAAGCGUUAAAAAAUAUGUACAGUGAAAUUCUAAGGAAAAUAUUAAAGUUCCUAUUUUUUUUUUCUUACAUGUAUUUAUUAAUUUUUAUGUAAACACAUUAAAAAAGUUAUUAUAAUAGACAAUGAUAUAAAUAAAAUAAAAUAAAUGUUACUAUUAUAUUCAUAUAAACAAUAUGAAUUAUUUUAAAGCAAGUAUCAGUUUUUUCAAAUUUUUUUUGUUUGACAAAUUAAUGAAUUAUUUUUUCCUUAAAUGAUUAAAUGAUAAUUUUUUUUCGGGACAAUAUAUGAAACUUUCAAAAUGAAAUAGGAAUCUAAGUACUCUUUUCUAUUUUGCGCUACUUUAUGUCUUCGGAAAGGGUUAUCAUUUAUCAAUUUUAACAUCCGAAAAUGGAUAUGAAGUAGUUAAUAACUCUUUCCUAUUCCUUCGUUCCAUUUAAAAAUAAAAAGUUUAUAAUAAUUUUCUUUAUACCACUGUGUUUUAUAGCUUCGAUUUUAAUGAAAAAUGGAUAUGACGUUUGGUUGGGCGAUUUCAGAGGAAACUUGUAUUCCAAGGGACAUUCACGCUUCAACGUAUCCGACCCGGAGUAUUGGAAAUUCAGGUAGGUACAAUAUUCAAAUAAUGAAACAUUUGUACUCGAUAUACAAUUCGUCACGAUAUAAGAGCAAGGUCGCCAACCUAGAACCGAAGUUCGAAAACCGGAGUCUGGGAUUUUUGUUAUGGUAGAAAAGGGAAAAUUACAUUCAUCUAAAAAAACACAUGUUUUUUUUUUUUUGGGGGGGGGGGGAUAAUGAAUAAUUAUUUUAUUAAAUCAUUAAUCAUCAAAUAAAAUUAGAGUUGCGUUGUUGUGACAGAAAAGCCCAUGGCAUAAAAACUGUCAACCACGAGAAAGUGAAUAAUAGAUGAGAUUUUACAUAGGUACAUCGAUAGAUAUAUACAUAGAAUGAUAGGCACAUAUGUUUUAAAUACAUAAAUAUAUAUAUAUAGGGUGACUGGAGCGUCAACCAGUCUGAUGACUUAUAGUCCGGACGCAUGUAUUGAUACAACGGGAGCGUGUGGGCCGGGACUUACUACUGGUUAUUAAUAAUAACGAAUUCACAUCCACGUGCGCGUAGAUCGAUAUAUGUAUAUUUAGAGACGGACCUCCACGUGGAAUUUCGUGGACACAGUAUAUAUUUUGGGAGACCCCAGCAGGGAUGUGAUGUUUGCCAGAUCACACAUAUUACAACCGGGAAGGGCAGCUGAGAGCUUUUAUUCCAGAUUGAUUGGUCCGCGGUUAUGGUGGCCCUACGGGUUAACCUGCGGGGUGCGUCCGAACACGGAUCGCGGGAUGGGGAAAUCGAUCGAUAUUAUAUAGAUUUUUUAAAUACGCACACACACACGUGGUUGCGAAGCCGAGUGCUCCAAAAGAGAAUACGAAAAAAUAAAGAAACGAAAUGCGGAGGGGGGAGUGGGUUGCCUGUUGCAAAUAGGAUGUGGAACGCGGGGAUUACUACACUGAGACGGACGAACAGACUUAAUUAGCGCUGGUCGAUUCCCGUAGGUAUAACGGAAGAAUUUAACAUGGGCAAAAUAUUGUAUCAUACACGACAUACACAACGCGUAUACAAACGGGAAAGCAUUGUGUUGGGAGGAGUGUAUAUGAUGUUGAACGAUUGUUCGAGAGAAAAAAUAAACAUUUUAAACAAAGUAUUUAAACGGGGGACAUUAACUAAACUAACUUAAAACUACCUAACUACCUAAUUGUCCGGUUUAACUAGACGGGGUAUCGGUCAAUUAUUAAAUUACAUAUAUAUAUAUAUAUAUAUAUACAUUACCAAUCAUCUCGCCCGAAGAUGUCCGCUCAGCGGACUAGAUCGCGGGACUCACUUCAUUAGUUCGUUUUUGAGGCACCAUCAGGACAGGAAACAUGCCAAGGUAUACGACCUUUCUUAAUGGCAAACAGUAUGCGAAAACCCGCACAGUACGGGAGUGUUUUACCAAAGAAAACUGUAUUAAGUGACCGUCUGAUGACGAAGUCUCGAGACGAAGUCCGAACACGAAGAGAGAAAAGGACGAACAACAAACCGGGCAGCGGAGCGCCGAGACGUUCGUGACACACGUCGCCGUGGGCCGACGUUUAUAGCGAUAAGGGGAAACGUGAUAUGAUUGGCCGUUAACCCGUAGUCAGAAAUAUAAUAUUAUUGUAAAUUACGAAAGAUUGCGAUCGCAUGGACCUUUUCUCGGGGGGGGGAGGGGGAUUAUUGAUCACGGUUACAUAACAUGUACGUCGCCGCGGGCCUAAUCUAUUAACCGGUCGAUUAUAUUGAUUGUAGUUACGUUCGUUCUACGAUAACGGAUAAUGAUCGUUUUUGGACGUUACAAGAUACUUAACUUAUUAGCUUUUAACGCGUUGAUGCUCAACAUUGCUUUUAUUCUACCAGUUUUACAUUCUUGUCAUCCCACACGUCUCUCUGUAUAGUGUAUCUACCGAUUAUCAUCUACCAUUCUCCUCUAAAUAUCCCCUUUUAUAAUAUAUACCUCCCCUAUAAAAACCUCUAUCCGGUUUUUUCCCGGGCCUAUACAAUUAUUCGCCGCGGCUUUCGUCUACACUUAGGUAUAUUAGCUCGCCCACGUCUCAUCGCUUUUCCGUCUCUGUCACGACCUAUAGCAAUUUUUCUCGUCUUUUGCAGCGUGGAUGAGUGGGCAUUUUACGACGUGCCGGCCAUGAUCGAUUUCGUAUUGUCGCGAACGUACGGCCGACACGAUCGUCUGUACCUGGUGACGUACUCGUUGAGCAGCGCAAUAUUCCUGGCCACCGCGUCAGCCAGACCCGAGUACAACGAAAGGGUGAUCGUUAGCUAUCACUUGGCCCCGUUCAUGGCUUUCUCCGGCAUCAGGUCAGCCCUGUUGCAGUUCGGCAUGCGUUUUGGGGAAAUGUAUUUGGUCAGUAUUUAUACUAAUACUAUUGGUUAAGUAGGUAUUAAAAAAAAAACUAAAAUAAUUGUAACAUUAAUAAUAAAUAAAUCAUAAGUCAUAAAACAUUAUACAAAAUAAUCAAACAACUCAACCUAUACCAUUAUUGCAUCGGGCGGAAAUAUCCAUCUUUUACGGUAAGUACUAACAGCGUGUAAAAGUUUAAGAGGAUUUUUACUAACUGAAAAAAUGGUCACAGAUAUGUACCAGUAGAAAAUAAAACCUACCAAAGCCGAUUGUGAACGACUUGUAAAAUAGUAUUUAAUUGUUUCAGACAAUAGCACGAAACAAAAAGAAAUUCGAAUUGUUUCCGCGAAACUAUUUGACGAAGAAUUCACUGUCGCUGUUUUGCGGUCAAAAAUCUGUUUUCUUGAACAUGUGCGUGUCCAUACUAUCAGAAUUUUUCGGAUUUGACACUUCUGGAAAUUCUACUGUGAGUGUAUAGGAUUUUCUCUUUGAUAUCACGUACGUUAUUGAACAUUUUCUCGUAUGAUUUCAGAUGGAUCUAGAUUUCAAAUUGAUUUACUCCAGGGCUGGCGUAUCAUUGAAUAGUGUCGACCAUUUGCUGCAAAUGAUUAGAAAGAGUGAGUAUACAUUUAUAAUUCAAUACCUAUAUUAUAUAUAAUAUACCGAUUAUAAGUGAACAACUGAUGAGUACCUAGUGAAUGCACAGUUUGACUAGAAAACUACUUAUGAAUCUAUAUUUUUUAGAUAAAUUUCAACGUUAUGAUUUGGGAUAUGAAAAUAACAUGAUAAAAUACGGCCAACCAGAACCACCGGAAUACGACCUACGAAAAGUCACGUCCCCCGUCGUAUUAUUUUACAGCAAGAAUGACAGGGUCGUUGACGUAAACGUAAGACAUCUCAUAAUAUUAACAUUAUUAUUAUACAUGUCCUUAGAUAAUAGACAUUUUUUUAGUAAAGUGCUUUUACUUAUUUUAGAGUUUUGUUGGGGCUAUAGUUAUAUUAUUACACAGAAUAUCUUACAGUGUUAUUCAUUAUGGAGUUAUGUUAAUAAUUCUGUCAAUAUUCAUUUUUUUUUCAAUCAUGGUUUGUGCGAGGAAGACACAUAAAUAGAAAAAUAUUAAAUUUAUAUUUUCAUCCCUUAAUUAUCAAAACAAAAAAAAACCAUUUUUUAUUUUAGCACUUUUUAAAAUUAUUAAAAUAGCCACUUUAUAAAAGAUAUUAUUUUAGAAAUUUUAAUGUUACAUACAUUCAUAUCCGAUCAAUAGUUCCUUAGUAAUAGCUAUUUGAAAUUCUGGAAAAUUGGUGUGGAAACCACUAGUUUUCAAUAGAAUAAUACGCGUUAAGCGAUAGGGAAUCACAAUCAGCACAGUAAUUCCUUAUCUUCUAUUGAAUAUUAAUGAUUGCUUUCACGCUUAUUUUCUAUAUAUUAAAAUCAUUAUAACUAAGAAACAAUUUAUCGGAUAUGAAUGUAACUUAACAAUUUAUAGAAUAAUAUAGGUAUUUUACAAAAUUACUAUAUUGAAAAUUUUAAAAUGAGGAAAAAUAAAAAAAUUUUCUUCUUAGUGAUUAAGGGAUGGAAAUAAAAAUAAAUAUUUUUCUCUACAUAUGUGUUCCCUUUGCCUAAAAUCCAAUUUAAAAAAAUGAAUAUUGAUUAGUUACCAUAAGGAUAACAUUGUAGGAUAAUUUAUAUUUGACUACUAGAUUGUAUCUUUAAUAUUCAAUUAAUUCAAUUUUUUUUUUAUACAGACUAUAUACAAACUGAUCUCGGUUCUACCUAACAUCUAUCAAACAAUAAAUAUUCCUCAUAAAACAUUCGGUCAUAUAGACUAUGCGUUUAACUCGAAUGCUAAGAAACUAGUAUUUGAUUCAGUUAUAAAUAUCACCAGACAAUUUAGAACUGCUCAAAGUCAUGUUCAAAGAUCUUAUGAUUACUAUUAUUAUUAAUAUGUGGACAUUGUUUGUACAACUUAAAAGUACAUAAUGUUGAACUUAUAUUUUUCAUUUAGCAAAUAUCUUUGCUGCAAUCGAUCAUGUUUGUAGCAAUAGCUUAUUAUAAUUUAUUAUUAUUAAAUAUAAUAAUUUGUGUUAAUAUUACAUUAUUUUAAACUUUAAACCGCUAGAUAAUAAAACAUAAUAUAAAUCAAAUUAAU
Cinara cedri is the source of this 10045-nucleotide messenger RNA. Lineage: Eukaryota; Metazoa; Arthropoda; Insecta; Hemiptera; Aphididae. The record is from the annotation of a GenBank genome assembly.